Molecule: messenger RNA, 782 nt
Organism: Wasmannia auropunctata (little fire ant)
Lineage: Eukaryota; Metazoa; Arthropoda; Insecta; Hymenoptera; Formicidae
Gene: MagR
Product: iron-sulfur cluster assembly 1 homolog, mitochondrial
Exons: 3
Coding region: 44-436 (130 amino acids)
Biological process (GO): iron-sulfur cluster assembly
Cellular component (GO): cytoplasm; mitochondrion
Molecular function (GO): 2 iron, 2 sulfur cluster binding
Source: RefSeq, a predicted model, not a curated record
CACCGAUCAGCUGAUCAGAUCCAUCGCCUGUCGCUCAUUCAAGAUGGCGUCUACCACAGUGGCGGCCGCCACGAUACGAGCUGUGAAAGGGAGAAAAAUUCUUUCGACUCGCGCCGCGCUCAUCCUGACACCCAACGCUGUUAAGAAGAUUCAGGAGAUUUUAAAAGACAAGAGUGAAUAUAUCGGUCUUAAGGUUGGCGUACGGCAAAGGGGAUGCAAUGGCUUGAGUUACACUCUAGAUUACGCGAAAGAAAAAUCAAAGCUUGACGAGGAAGUGAUUCAGGAUGGCGUUCGCAUAUUCGUCGAUCGAAAAGCACAGCUUUCUCUUCUUGGAACAGAAAUGGAUUAUGUCGAAAACAAAUUGAGCUCCGAAUUCAUAUUCAAUAAUCCAAAUAUUAAAGGGACAUGCGGAUGUGGUGAAAGUUUUUCAGUGUAGUAAAAUUUAAUUUAACAUAUAUUAUCAUAGUUUCUGAGAAUUGAGUGAUGUGAAAUUACAUGUAAUCUCUAGUUAACGAAAUUUAGGAUCUUUAAAAUGGCUUGUGAUAUACGACCGCAUAUUUCUGUCGUUUUUUCACAGUCGAAGGACUAGGAAAAUGUCUAUGACGCAGAAAACAGAUAUAUGUAACAAUCGUGAUAUAUGUCACGAUUUAAUUUAUCAUUUUCUGUAAGUUUUGUACAUACUUGUCACCCACUGUUACAUAUGUAUUUCAUUACAUACAUAUGUAUUAAUUACAUAUACUUUUUGUUUAUGAAGUGAUCAUUAUAAGAUAGUUAAAAUUUUA